Messenger RNA from Klebsormidium nitens, 1828 nucleotides. The record is from the annotation of a GenBank genome assembly. Lineage: Eukaryota; Viridiplantae; Streptophyta; Klebsormidiophyceae; Klebsormidiales; Klebsormidiaceae.
GGGGCUGUCUCUUCCAUAUCAGGAGGGCGUGCUCUGGGAGCCACGCUUGUGGCGCUGAUGUGCUCUCUCUGCUGGUCCGAUGCCUCGACUUGGAGCGCGUCUGCUUCUAUCGCUGCUCCAUCAAACGUAUCACUGCUACCUUGUGAUUCUCGCUGCACUCGCCCUCUGCUCAAGUUUCUUGAAAAGGCUGUGGAGAGGCAAUGAAGAUGGAGGUGUGCUGGCAGGCCUGAAUCCCCAGGCACAGCUUCCUGGCAAGCGGCCGCUAGCUGUUGCUUUGAUUGUCAGUGAAUCAGAGGCGAGGGACUGCCUGAUAGAUCUACACCGAGUGCUGGCGUUGUGCCGGGAUGUGGGAGUGGAGCAUGUUGCAGUGUAUGAUGCCGCAGGCACGAUCAAGGCAGCAUGUCACCAUAUCCUGGCAGAGGUGCCACUGUCAGAGUCUCUUGGGGGGGGCAGAUCUAACCACAAGCAAGGGAGGGGAACUCAGAAUGGCUGGGGGAAUGGCUGCCAAACCGAAGUCCCUGACAAAAACCGAAGCCCUUGGACCGAUGGCGCUCCUCGGAAGAAUGGGGUGGUGAAGCGGAAAGAAUGGCGCCCCGAGCCAUCAGACGAAGUCCCAGUUGCAAGGUGUGGCGGUGAGUGUGGGUGCUCGGGACAGGCCACGGGCGGCCUUCAAGAAGGGGCGGGAUGCAGGCGGAACGGGUUCUUUGAAGGUUGCCGAGGCAUUCGGGAAGCAGAAGGUGAUGGAAAGUCGCUAGGGCAAAUGGAUGCAUUGGGAGAUGACUGGGCUAACUCGUAUGUGUUCGAGCGAGAACACAGUGCGUCUAUACACACGGAAAGUGCUUUGCAAGUGCAAGCUAGUGUUUCAAGGACACCCACUUCAGAUGCGACGUACAUCCCUACACAGGCCCCGCCCAGCCUGCCAGCGUCGUCAGAGGGUGUUAAUAGCAGAGCGCCUGCUCUUGAGAGCGUCAACAGUAGGCUGUGUGAACCAUGCCAGGCUGAGUUGCCCGGUCCGCGAGCAGGGACUGCACACAGUGAGCAGGAUACAGAGGGGGUUCAAGUAGGAUGCAGCAGAGAGUCUGUAAGUUACCAAACAGAGAGCUCAGAAUUGAGAAACAGGCACUUAGGAGUAGAUGCGACUAGGAAUGGCAGGAAGGUGAAGCACAGGCUAGACGAAGCUACAACAAGGCGCGAAAAAGCGGGCCGGAUUUACGGGGGGGGAGGAUUGCGACGGUUGGUCAAUGGCAUGCAGGGCCAGGGGGGAUCAACAGCGGGGAGCAACGGGGUCAGCUUGGCCCCAGGGCUUUGUGAGCCAAAGGUUCCUGUGCCUCGUUCGGAGCGGAAGAAUUCGAUGACGGUGGAUUUUCUGUCAGAAGCAGACGGCAAAGAUGCGCUUGGCCGCGCUGCAGAACGGAUAUGCUGGGAGGCAUGGCACGGAAGUCAUGGGCCAAAUGGGCCCGCAGAGAACGGGCAUGUCCUGCAAGCUGCUGACAAAGGAGGACAUGGAGCAGCCAGUGCGGAGGAUGGGGUCAGGCGGCUAGAAGAGGACGACAUUGACCGGGCUCUGGCGGCGACAGGCGGUGUGACCCGCGAGCCGGAGCUGGUCCUCGUGUUUGGCAAGGUGCUGACCCUUGCCGGCUUCCCCCCUUGGCUGCUGCGGAACAGCGAGAUAGUGCACGUCCCAUCUUUGCGAGGGAUAACAGCCACUUGCUUCACGAGAGCAAUAGAGGAUUUUGCACGGAGGACCCAGCGAUUCGGAAAGUGAAGGCGUUCCGUGUCUUAGGGGGGAUACGCUCGUUUUUGCGCGCAUGUAGCUCGUUGGUUCUUU